Molecule: messenger RNA, 962 nt
Organism: Erythranthe guttata (spotted monkey flower)
Lineage: Eukaryota; Viridiplantae; Streptophyta; Magnoliopsida; Lamiales; Phrymaceae
Source: RefSeq, a predicted model, not a curated record
AUGGAAGCAGGGCCACAGGACGCUCCACUUCAAUGUCUUAUAAAACGUGACAAGAAGAAUGGAACAUUUUACCUCUAUCUUGCUCUCUCACCAUCAUUCACGGACAAAGGAAAGUUUCUCCUAGCAGCACGGAGAUACAGACGUGGUGCCCACACUGAGUACAUUAUAUCACUGGAUGCUGAAGAUUUAUGUCAAGGAAGUAAAGCUUAUGUUGGAAAGUUAAGGUCAAAUUUCCUGGGCACAAAUUUCACAAUCUACGACAGCCAAGCACCAUACGAAGGAGCAAAGCCAUCGAACGGCAGAGCAGGGCGCCGUGUGGCAAGCAAGCAGAUAAGCCCCCAGGUGCCAGCCGUCAACUUCGAAGUGGGACAGGUGUCCUACAAAUUCAAUCUCUUGAAAUCCAGAGGUCCAAGAAGGAUGAUGUGCUCUCUUACAUGCCCAUCAUCAUUAUCAGAGAAAAUCUCGACGAAGAAGAAGGUGGAGGAGUUCUCUCCAGUUCCUGGAUAUACAGUUCUGAAGAAUAAAGCUCCGAGAUGGCACCAGCACUUGGAAUGCUGGUGCUUGAAUUUCCACGGUAGGGUUACAGUUGCUUCGGUCAAGAACUUUCAGGUUGUGGCCACUAUCGAUCAGAGUAAGCCAGGUGGAAAGGGCGAUGAGGAAACUGUGCUCCUACAGUUUGGUAAAGUUGGUGACGACACUUUCACUAUGGAUUUUAGGCAGCCUCUCUCGGCGUUUCAGGCCUUUGCUAUUUGCUUGACCAGCUUCGGAACUAAACUCGCGUGCGAGUGAGAAUAUAUAUAUGUAUAACAAGAAACCUUAAAAAAUAUGUUGGGAUUUGUUGUCCUGAUUUUGCCCCCUGUUGUUGUUUAUCUAUCUAUUCUUAUGUUUGUUCUGAUUGCCAAUAAAUAUUGUAUGUAAAUUAUUAUCCCAUAAUUGUGUUGUUAUUAGUUAGUUAUUACACU